Messenger RNA from Dioscorea cayenensis subsp. rotundata (Guinea yam), 940 nucleotides. RefSeq lists its product as uncharacterized. The record is from RefSeq and is a predicted model, not a curated record. The coding region runs from base 456 to 800 and encodes 114 amino acids. The transcript has 2 exons. Lineage: Eukaryota; Viridiplantae; Streptophyta; Magnoliopsida; Dioscoreales; Dioscoreaceae.
CACACAAACAAACAUCCGCAAAUGACCGUUAUAUACCGUACAAAACCGUUAUCCAACCGCCAUUCUUUAUAAGCAUAUAAAUCCCAGUGACUCUUCUCUCACUAUUCAAGCCCUCGUCCCUGAUCUCCAGACCCUAAACCCAAUUCAAGAGAGAGUAGAGAAAGAGAUGGUGGGAAUCCGACCUCCAUGCCCGUGCUGCGGCCAAUGGAAGCGCCCCCCGGCGGCGCUCAAUCGCUGGGACUCUUGCCCUAUCCCUAGCGCCGCAUUGCCACCGCCCACAAAGAUCCUGAGAUCCAGCUCCGAUCCCUUACCCCUUCACCUGCAUCGUCCCCAGAUCCUCUGACGAUCGCCUGGAGAUUCGCCCUUCCCCGAUCCCCCUCCUCCCUCCGAUCCCUUCUCCGGCUCCACCGCGACCACCACUGCCACCGAGCCCGAGUUCUUGUUCCGAUCUUACCAUGGAUCCGAUUUCCCCCUUCGGCACUUUGACGGACGUCUGCCUCUCGAACUCCCCUCACCGUCCGAUCAUCGAUCCGGCCAAGAUCAACGUUUCAGAUCCGAUGAGGUCCGCUUCGAAGACGACAGAGGCUCCCGUUCCGGUUUCGGAUCCGGAUCCAGAUCCGCUUCCGCAUCUAGUCUUGGCUUCACUGACGGAGAAGAAGGUGGAAAAUGGAACUGAGGGAAAGAAAAGUGAGUUGAAGAAAGGGGAAGUGAGGGUUUGCUUCAGAUGCAAGUGUAGUUCCAUGAUGGAACUGGUUUUCCAUUCGGAUGUCCCUCAUGGGAAGUCUCGGAAGUGUCAGUAAAGAUUAGAAAGUUGAGAGUUUUUCUUUUUCUUUUCUUUGUUUAUAUAUAUCCAGUGGAUGGAUGGAUGUCUCUUUGUAAAGUAAGCCAAGAACUGCAAGUUUAGUUUUCUGUUUGAUUUCUAAUGUGAGCUUUAUAUUAG